AUGACAAAAGCGUCCAACCCGGUCGGCUGGUUUUGGCUCCCGGUUGACCUUGAUAUCCUCAGUAAUAUGCAUGCCACCUACGUCGGCAAUGUUUUUAUCUUCCCUGUCCUCCCUGAAGCAAGAGACAAAAUGAAUGUACGGAAGGACCCAGAGUCUUUCUACGGAAGAUCUUGCAAGUUCCGCUAUCAACUUAUCCCUCUUUCUGGUAUGGAGGCCUCGUGGUCAAUCAAACGUUAUACCGGCAACGCUCUUGGCCCAUUCGAUCCCAAUCUCAUAGAGCACAGCGCGUACCCCUUCACCAACCUCCUGCCCAUUGAGCUCCAUGUCCCGUACCACUUUGUCAUCGUCAACACUGGCAAGAAACUCCGCCAACUAUACGGCAUGGAUGCAAUCAACUUUAUGCCCUACGGGGGGAAGGAUGAGGGAGGCCAAGCUCAAGAUGAUGCUGCCGGCUCAUUUGGUGCGAUGGGGCAACAACAGGCUGCUGACGAGUCCCUCGCACCUUGGGACUCAGCUUCUUGUCUCAAGGCUUUUGAGCCUAAGGAUGGGGGAGGCCAGGCUCAAGAUGACGCAUGCGGCUCUUUUGGUGCGAUGAUGGGACAACAACAGGCCGCUGCCGAGUCCCUCACACCUUGGGAAUCGGCUUCUUGCCUCAAGGCUUUCGAGCUUGCCGAUGAAGGGAACGAGGAGGAUGUGGACGAUUCGUUUGUGGAUGACGAGGACGACGAGUAUGAGGACGAGGAGUUCUUUGAGGGCUUGAAGCAGUGGGCGAGCGAUGUAUGGACCGCGACACAUUCUGACAGCGCGUCUGAUUCAGAGGUGACCCUGGUCGGAGGGACCGCGGCACAUGUUUCCUGCAAGAGUCUAGACGUGCCAGCGACUUUGGAAACACCACCGCUUCUUUCCGUCCAGUGA
Molecule: messenger RNA, 915 nt
Organism: Laccaria bicolor S238N-H82
Lineage: Eukaryota; Fungi; Basidiomycota; Agaricomycetes; Agaricales; Hydnangiaceae
Exons: 2
Coding region: 1-915 (304 amino acids)
Source: RefSeq, a predicted model, not a curated record